Molecule: messenger RNA, 2981 nt
Organism: Mustela lutreola (European mink)
Lineage: Eukaryota; Metazoa; Chordata; Mammalia; Carnivora; Mustelidae
Gene: NELFE
Product: negative elongation factor complex member E
Exons: 11
Coding region: 167-1291 (374 amino acids)
Biological process (GO): negative regulation of transcription elongation by RNA polymerase II
Cellular component (GO): NELF complex
Molecular function (GO): RNA binding
Source: RefSeq, a predicted model, not a curated record
AGGGGCGGACACCGCCGGGCGGAAGUGUCUGGCUUGGGCCGCCUUGGUUACCGCGUUCUCCGCCCCUCGCUACGUCAUCGCUCUGAGCCGGCUCUCCAUUGCCCGCGCGGGCGCCGCCCGAGACCGUGGGACACCCCCCCGGGUUACCGCCCCCUCAGGAGCCACCAUGUUGGUGAUACCCCCCGGACUGAGCGAGGAGGAGGAGGCUCUGCAGAAGAAAUUCAACAAACUCAAGAAAAAGAAAAAGGCAUUGCUGGCUCUGAAGAAGCAAAGUAGUAGCAGCACAGCCAGCCAAGGUGGUGUGAAACGCUCACUGUCAGAGCAGCCUGUGGUGGACACAGCCACAGCAACAGAGCAGGCAAAGCAGCUGGUGAAGUCAGGAGCCAUCAGUGCCAUCAAAGCCGAGACCAAGAACUCGGGCUUCAAACGUUCUCGAACCCUAGAGGGGAAGUUAAAGGAUCCUGAGAAGGGGCCAGUCCCCACUUUCCAGCCAUUCCAAAGGAGCAUAUCUGCCGAUGACGAUCUGCAGGAGUCAUCCAGACGCCCCCAGAGGAAAUCUCUGUAUGAGAGUUUUGUGUCUUCCAGUGAUCGGCUUCGGGAACUGGGGCCAGAUGGGGAAGAGGCAGAGGGCCCAGGGGCUGGUGAUGGUCCCCCUCGAAGCUUUGACUGGGGCUUUGAAGAACGUGGUGGUGCCCGCUCCUCAGCCUCUCCUCCCCGAAGCCGCAGCCGGGACCACAGUCGUGAGCGGAACCGGGACAGAGACCGAGAUCGGGAACGGGAUCGAGACCGUGAUCGGGACAGGGACCGCGAUCGGGACAGGGACCGUGAUCGGGAAAGGGACCGCGAUUGGGACAGGGACCGUGAUCGAGAACGAGAGGGCCCUUUCCGCAGGUCGGAUUCGUUUCCUGAACGCAGGGCCCCUCGGAAGGGGAAUACUCUCUAUGUAUAUGGAGAGGACAUGACGCCCACCCUUCUCCGUGGGGCCUUCGCUCCCUUUGGAAACAUCAUUGACCUCUCCAUGGACCCACCCAGAAACUGUGCCUUCGUCACCUAUGAAAAGAUGGAGUCAGCAGAUCAGGCCGUCGCUGAGCUCAAUGGGACCCAGGUGGAGUCCGUACAGCUCAAAGUCAGCAUUGCCCGCAAACAGCCCAUGCUGGACGCUGCCACUGGCAAGUCUGUCUGGGGCUCCCUCGCUGUCCAGAACAGCCCUAAGGGUUGCCACCGGGACAAGAGGACCCAGAUUGUCUACAGCGAUGAUGUCUACAAGGAAAACCUUGUGGAUGGCUUCUAGGGAAUGGAGCUGGAUUCCGUGUGCCUCAUCUGCAUCAGCACUGGUCUCAGUAAAACACUGAGGUGGAAGCUCACACAUCUUCCUCAGCCUCUGGUUUUUCAGCACUUGGGAUGGGGCUUGAGCCUUUAAAAACGGCUGUUAGAUUUUAUCUCAGUUGUAACACAUGGCCAGUGCACGGUCCCCUCUCCCUUCCCCCAAAAGGAUCUUGAACACAGGUAUUGUCGCAUCUGUUUUAAUUUGAUCUCAUACCCCUUUCCAGCAGGAAAGCCCUCACAGAAAAUCCAAAUCCUCAUCUUUGAGUUUGUCCUUGAGCCAGGGCAGCACUUGGAAGAGGUUGACGUGAAAGUCUCGGGCAUGCGUCGGCACCUCCUGCCACCGCUUCUGGUUUUUACAAACAUCCACGACGCCCCAGCUGAUCACACCAAUCUGGAGAAGGGGAUGCCACAGAUCAUUUGAUAGAGUUCCUUCCUGAUCCCAGGAAGCUCAGCAAUUCCCAGUUACAUCUGAGUUGACCUAGAAGAAUUAGACUAGGGACCCAGCUCAGUCCUGGUCUCUCCAGCACACAGGCCAGACACAGGGCCUUAGCCGGCCAUUUCAAGGUACAGUUGUAGGAGGCAGGCUUUGCCCUCCUCUUUCCAGCCACACCUCUGGAGCUUUCCUGCUUCAGGGCCCAUGCUGACCACUUGGCACCUCCCUACAGACAGGAGAGGAGAAACUCACUUGAAUGAAGCGGUUCCUCUUGUGAAUAAUCAGGGGACCGCCAGAAUCACCUACAGGGGAAGAAAAGCUGUAGGAAAAGUGGUUCUUGGGCUUCAGAAACAUGCAGCACGACGGAAGGACCUUCUCUUACCUUUGCAAGUAUUGGGGUCAGCGUAGGGAUCCACCCCUCCAGUGCAAAGGAACCUAGGGGUAACCACCUCAGAGAUGUCUUUGACUUUUUCGUAGCCUGGGGCGAAUCGAGCAUCUCUCUCACAGCUGGCUUUCUAUAGGUGAGGAGAAAGCGGUGUUAGAUAGAGCAUGCUCAGGAAGAAAGGGAGCCUAGAAGACCUGCUUAGAAUCCCAUCCUCACCUUGUCCCCAUUCUUGAUGUAGACCUCCUUCCGAACCAGCAUCUUCUUGCUGUCUUUGAGUAACUCUGACACAAACAUAGCUUUGAUAUCCUUUGCGGGGAGCAGCUCUUGCACUGGACAGAUAGACAGACUGGGUCAUUUUCGUUCUUCCUUCUCCCUAUCCUCUCCCUAUUGCUUUUGUCACUCAGCAAAUGUUCUUCAGCCCUUUCCUCUGAGCUAGGGACCAGGCUGGACAUCAUCUGCUCCCACAGCUCCCCGCCAUGCCCCACUUGCUACUUGGUACCACUCCCUUGUGCUACUCUUCCUAAAUGUCUUACUCUGUUGCUGGCAAGUGGUUGACAGUGGAAGCCUCAGAGCUUGAUUUGUUCUCUCAGUGCAAGGGAUACAGAUGGGCCUGUUAAAGAGAGAUGGGGAAACUCAGGGAUAGCACAUUGGACCUGGCCUAGGCCUGCAGCACCCCCGUGCCUGAACUUUUCUACUCAGCGUUCCAGAGUACUCACCUGACAGUCUGGUCAUAUGUCAGCUUCUGCCGGAGCUUGAUAAGGGCCACAUCAUAGUCAUAAAAUUCAUUAAUGCCUUUUUCUUUUUUCCUGUUGAUGCUAUAGUCGGGAUGAAAUAGGA